AUGACUCGACAUCCCGAUUGGAUUCGGAAAGGCUUUACAAUCAUUUUUGCCGGGCCUCCAGGAUCUGGCAAGGGAACCUAUGGAAAGAUACUAGCAAAGCACUGGGGUAUCUGCCAUGUUUCUGCUGGAGACCUAAUUCGCGGGGAGCUAGCCAAUUUCUCUGCUGGCGUACAGUUGAAGUCCAGUGUCGAAGAGGGCUUGCUUAUCCCUGACAGCAUCGUUGCCCAAUUGUGCAAGAACUAUAUGUACAGCAACUCAGGUCAUAAAUCCUGGAUUCUCGACGGUUUCCCCAGGACACUCCCACAAGCUGAAAUGCUGCGGGGUUUCGCCGGGCCCCACGUAUGCGUGAAUUUCCGCCUGCCAAGCAAUAUACUUUUGCAGAAGCUCUUGGCUAGAAGAGUAUGCAAAAAGUGUGGGGAGAAUUUCAACACCGCAGAUAUCCGCGAUACACCAUAUGAAAUGCCUGCCAUAUUGCCUAGAAAGGACUGCAGCAAAUGUGGUGGAAAUGCUCCGUUAGUCAGCCGUGUAGAUGACACACUUGAAACAAUCCAAAGACGACUAGACACACAUGAAAAACUUACUAGGCCAAUGCUUGAUCAGUACAACGUGGAAGGUAUAUUAUUGAAUUUUGACGUAGUGAAGGGCAUCGCCGAUAUUGCAAGACUGCAGUCAGCGAUUUGUUCAUUUCUGCACAAAAAAUAUGGUGCGAGAAGUGACAGUGUUCGUUUCAGCUAG
Messenger RNA from Cyclospora cayetanensis, 735 nucleotides. RefSeq names its product adenylate kinase-like. Gene Ontology annotation, cellular component: mitochondrion; cytoplasm. The transcript has a single exon. Gene Ontology annotation, molecular function: AMP kinase activity; ATP binding. The record is from RefSeq and is a predicted model, not a curated record. NCBI's taxonomy places the organism in Eukaryota, Apicomplexa, Conoidasida, Eucoccidiorida, Eimeriidae. Gene Ontology annotation, biological process: nucleobase-containing compound metabolic process. The coding region runs from base 1 to 735 and encodes 244 amino acids.